This is a messenger RNA of Diabrotica virgifera virgifera (western corn rootworm), 2017 nucleotides long. RefSeq lists its product as uncharacterized. The coding region runs from base 35 to 1258 and encodes 407 amino acids. Lineage: Eukaryota; Metazoa; Arthropoda; Insecta; Coleoptera; Chrysomelidae. The transcript is spliced from 2 exons. The record is from RefSeq and is a predicted model, not a curated record.
AGCGAUCGCCUACAGAAGAAAUGAAACAAAUAGUAUGGAGAUUCAAAUGAAAAACUUAAUAAAAGACAUAAAAAAUUGUCCGUACCAUGUCUUUGGGCAACAUACAAACUGCGAUCAAUAUUUUUGUAAAGGAUCCAAAGAAAACGAAAUAAACUUUGUUAUCAAAUUAGAAGAAUGCGGAUUAUUGAAUGACAUUCUCUCGUGUGGCAACAGACUAAUUCAACAUACUCAUAGCUUAUUGUUGAAUAUGAAUAAUAAUGCAGCAGAAACAUAUAACUCUGUGAUUUCAAAGUUUGUUGGGGGUAAAAGAAUUAAUUUUGUUCUGAGAGGUAGCUACGAUACACGGUGUAAAGCUGCAGCGAUAUCAUUCAAUGAAAGAGAGCAUUACUUUAGUGACCUACAUAAGAAAAUGACCAUGAAAAGUCCAGGAAAAUAUACAACUAAAUACAUAGAAAAAAUCAAAAGAGUAAGGAACAAAAGAAGACUGCGUAGAGAAUUACACCCAUUAAUAAAGAAAAAAAGAAAAAGUGCACCAGCUGAUAAAAAUUACGGUGCAGUAGAUAUAGAAAUAACAACAAGCGAGAAAGAGAGUUUUUUGGAAUCCUUACGAAAAAGUAAUGAGGAGAUUGCAAAAAUAGAACAAUCUACCAGGGGCCAAUCUACAAAUUUUUUGUGGAAAGAAUACAGACACAAUCGUUUGACAGCCUCUAAUUUUGGAAUUGUAUGCAAAUUGAGGAAAUCUACAAAUCCUGCAAACACUACAAAAAAAAUAUUGUUUUCAGAUUUUCACGGAUCUGCUGCUACAAGGUGGGGACAAGAUCAUGAGGCAAUUGCAAAACUGGAAUUUGAAGCAAAAUAUAAUUUAAAAGUACGAGAAUGUGGAUUAUUCAUUUCUGAAGAAAAUCCGUUUCUGGCAGCGAGUCCGGAUGGCAUUAUUGAUGACGAUCAUAUCGUAGAAGUAAAAUGCCCCUAUUCGGCUUGUAAGUUGUCCCCAGAAGAAGCUGUCAAAUUAAAAAUAAUUAAAUACCUAACACACGAAGAAAAUACUUUUAAAUUAAAACAAACCGAUAAUUAUUUUUAUCAAGUUCAAGGACAGCUAGCAAUAGCUCAGAAAAAAUAUUGCUACUUUAUUGUUUGGACACCUAUGGGUUUCAUUGUUGAUAAGAUAAAAGCCGAGCCGGAAUUUUGGAAGCAAAUAUUGCCAAAAUUGAAAAAAUUUUAUAUUGAAAAUAUGUUGCCACAUAUUUUAAGUAGGUAGUUAAAUAACAAAAGUAUUUUCAGAUUAUAUACUUUCUUCUAAUAAAAUACAAAACAGGGUGUUUUAAAAUAAUACAGAAAAUUAUACUACUAUCCGCGAUUUGUGUUUUAUUCAUCAAUUGGAAACUUUUCUUAUGUAACUGCAACCUAUAAAUAUAUUAAAAUAAUGUAUACAUAUUCCAUUCAGAGGACUUGCCAGAUAAAUACAUUUACUAUUAUGAUGGUUUGGCAGGUACCAAUUUUUUAUAGAUAAAUAAAAAUAUGUAUUUUAAUUUUUCUAUGCUAAUAUCAGUUUUCUCUAAUAAAUAAAUAACUUAUUGAAAUCAUUUUCAACCUAUAAUUGCGAAAUUGGUUAUUUGUUUGUGACAACAAAUUGUAAUUUUUUUAUAAUAAUAUUUUUAUGUUAUUUUAAAUUUAUUAUAAAUACACACCAUGAUGUUUUUUGGAGUCACGUUUCACAAAUUUUUAUUCAAUACUAUAUUUAGCUAAGAUAUUAUAAAUUAAAAAUGCGAUAAUUAUUUUUAAAACAUUAUCUACGAUAAUCAAUCUAAAAAGGUAUUCCCGACAAAAUAAUGUAUUUUGUUAUCAUUAAACUACCUGUCCGCCGGCGCCACUGAGUAAAGAUCGAAUUGUAGAUCGCACACCCUACUUCAAAUCAAUUUGAAGUAGGGAGUCACGUGGGUCUGACGUCGCCAGUGUAGAAAUGUAAGCGAUACGCCCCUUCCAAAUUGCACUGUGCUUCAACUGAUAAAACAGCCUU